Messenger RNA from Colletotrichum orchidophilum, 1095 nucleotides. RefSeq lists its product as uncharacterized. The transcript is spliced from 2 exons. Gene Ontology annotation, molecular function: hydrolase activity. Bases 1 to 1095 code for a protein of 364 amino acids. The record is from RefSeq and is a predicted model, not a curated record. NCBI's taxonomy places the organism in Eukaryota, Fungi, Ascomycota, Sordariomycetes, Glomerellales, Glomerellaceae.
AUGAAGUCUCUUCCCUCGGCGGCGCUUACCUGUGUUCUCGCCGCCUCGUUAGCAUGGGCCGCAUCUUACACCGAAUCCCUCCUCACCCUUCACAAGACCCUCAUCGAAGCCGACUCGACAACCAAAUCCGAGGCCCUCGGAACUCAAGCACUCAAGACCUACCUCGAGACAAACUUUACAGUAGAGCUCCAGACAGUCCAAGGAACCCGCCAAAACGUCUUUGCCUACCCCGGUACCGCCCGCGAGGCCCGCGUCCUCCUCACAUCACACAUCGACACCGUGCCGCCUUACUUUCCCUACUCCCGCACCGACGAUGAGAUCCGGGGCCGCGGCGCUUCCGAUGCAAAGGGCAGCGUCGCGGCGCAGGUCAUCGCCGUGGAAUCGCUCCUCGAGAGCGGCGAGAUUGGCGAGGGUGACGUCGCUCUGCUGUACGUCGUCGGCGAGGAAUCCGGGGGCGACGGCAUGAGGAUCGCGAAUGACCUCGGCUUGACGUGGGAGUCUGUCAUUUUUGGCGAGCCGACGGAGAAUACCCUCGUUCGGGCGCACAAGGGCGUGCUGGCGUUCAAUAUCACGGCCGACGGGGUCGCGGGGCAUUCUGGGUAUCCCGCGUACGGGCGGAACGCCAUUGAUCUGCUCGUUCGCGCGCUGGAUAAGAUUGAGAAUACGGCGCUGCCUUGGACGGAGGAGUUUGGGAAUACCACGUUGAAUGUGGGCUUGAUCGAGGGCGGGAUCGCGCCGAACGUGAUUCCGGAGAGCGCGUCGGGGAGGGCGUCCAUUCGAGCGGCGACGGCGGACUUGAAGAGCAUCCAAGACGUUUUGCAGAAGGCGGUCGCGGAGGUUACGCCGGAAUAUGUCACUUUGACGUUCACUGGUUCAGGCCUGCCGAUCAGCUUGGACCACGAUGUUGAAGGUUUCAACACCACCGUGGUGAACUAUUACACGGAUGUCCCUCAACUAAAAGGCACCCACAAGCGUUACUUGUAUGGGCCUGGGACUAUUCUUGUCGCCCACUCGGCCGAUGAGCGCAUCACUGUGUCGGAUCUGGAGCGUGCUGUGGAAGACUACAAGAAGCUGAUCCUCGCGACCUUGAAGUGA